This is a messenger RNA of Psammomys obesus (fat sand rat), 1098 nucleotides long. It is a transcript of the gene Tssk1b, whose product is annotated as testis specific serine kinase 1B. Gene Ontology annotation, molecular function: ATP binding; protein serine/threonine kinase activity; tau-protein kinase activity. Lineage: Eukaryota; Metazoa; Chordata; Mammalia; Rodentia; Muridae. Gene Ontology annotation, biological process: protein phosphorylation; intracellular signal transduction; microtubule cytoskeleton organization. The transcript has a single exon. Bases 1 to 1098 code for a protein of 365 amino acids. Gene Ontology annotation, cellular component: cytoplasm. The record is from RefSeq and is a predicted model, not a curated record.
AUGGAUGACGCUGCCGUCCUCAAGCGACGAGGCUACAUCAUGGGGAUAAACUUGGGAGAGGGCUCAUAUGCCAAAGUCAAAUCCGCUUACUCUGAGCGCCUGAAGUUCAACGUGGCGGUCAAGAUCAUCGAUCGCAAGAAAGCCCCCACGGACUUCCUAGAGAAAUUCCUUCCCCGGGAGAUUGAGAUUCUGGCCAUGCUAAACCACCGCUCUAUUGUCAAGACCUAUGAGAUCUUUGAGACAUCAGAUGGCAAGGUCUACAUUGUCAUGGAGCUUGGGGUACAGGGUGACCUCCUCGAAUUCAUCAAAACCAGAGGAGCCUUACAAGAGGAUGAUGCUCGAAAGAAGUUCCACCAGCUCUCCUCGGCCAUCAAGUACUGCCACGAUCUGGAUGUCGUCCACCGAGACCUCAAGUGCGAGAACCUUCUGCUCGACAAGGACUUCAACAUCAAGCUGUCUGACUUCGGCUUCUCCAAGCGCUGCCUGCGGGACGACAGUGGUCGGCUGACGUUAAGCAAGACCUUCUGUGGGUCAGCAGCUUAUGCGGCCCCUGAGGUGCUGCAGGGCAUCCCCUAUCAGCCCAAGGUGUAUGACAUCUGGAGCCUGGGUGUGAUCCUCUACAUCAUGGUCUGUGGCUCCAUGCCCUACGAUGACUCCAACAUCAAGAAGAUGCUGCGCAUCCAGAAGGAGCAUCGUGUCAACUUUCCACGCUCUAAACACCUGACCGGUGAGUGCAAGGACCUCAUCUACCGAAUGUUACAGCCAGAUGUCAACCGGCGGCUGCACAUUGAUGAGAUCCUCAGCCACUGCUGGGUGCAGCCCAAGGCACGAGGUCUGUCCUCUGGAGCCAUCAACAAGGAGGGGGAAAGCUCCAGAGCCACUGAGCCAACAUGGACCCCUGAACCUGGUGCUGAUAAGAAAUCUGCCACCAAGUUGGAGCCUAGGGAAGAGGCAAGACCCGAGGCCCAGCCUGAGACAAAACUCCAGGAAGACACUGUGCAGGUGGCCAGGCAGUCAGAGAACCUGGGCCUCAGCAGUGAAGGGAGCAGGGAUAUAGAUGAAGGGCACCCCCAACAGACUCCAGAGACACAUACUUAG